CUCCAUCAAAGGAACAGAAACAACCACGAUUUACUACACUUCCUAGAUUCUUCGUCAGUUCUCGUCAUCUUUGCGAGAGCUUUGAAUCUAGUCGAUACCAACUUUCUAUUCACUCCCAGGCGCAGUCUUCUCCAGAAGAAGUUCUGCCCUCUUUUCCCCCUCCUCCGUCACCCCGCGAUUUUCACCACCUCUAGAUCGAGCCGUGCUUGAUCUAGAUUCCACGCGCCUCAACCGCAAACAUGGCUACCGACAAGGGACUCGAGGACGUCCCCGAGGGACAGAUCGAGUCCAACUACGAUGAGACCGUCGACUCUUUCGAUGACAUGAACCUCAAGUCUGAGCUCCUCCGAGGUGUCUACGCCUAUGGUUUCGAGCGUCCCUCUGCCAUUCAGCAGCGUGCGAUCAUGCCCGUCAUCAAGGGCCACGAUGUCAUCGCUCAGGCCCAGUCCGGUACUGGAAAGACUGCUACUUUCUCCAUUUCCGUUCUCCAGAAGAUCGACACCAACGUCAAGGCUUGCCAGGCCCUGAUCCUUGCCCCCACUCGCGAGCUGGCUCAGCAGAUUCAGAAGGUCGUGGUCGCUAUUGGCGACUUCAUGAACAUUGAGUGCCACGCCUGCAUUGGUGGCACCAGCGUCCGUGAGGACAUGAAGGCCCUCCAGGACGGCCCUCAGGUCGUUGUCGGUACCCCCGGCCGUGUCCAUGACAUGAUCCAGCGUCGGUUCCUCAAGACCGACUCCAUGAAGAUGUUCGUCCUCGACGAGGCCGAUGAGAUGCUUUCUCGCGGUUUCACCGAGCAGAUCUACGACAUCUUCCAGCUCCUCCCCCAGUCCACCCAGGUCGUCCUCCUGUCCGCCACCAUGCCCCAGGACGUCCUUGAGGUCACCACCAAGUUCAUGCGUGACCCCGUCCGUAUCCUGGUCAAGAAGGACGAGCUUACCCUGGAGGGUAUUAAGCAGUUCUACAUUGCCGUCGAGAAGGAGGAGUGGAAGCUCGACACCCUCUCGGAUCUGUACGAGACUGUCACCAUCACCCAGGCCGUCAUCUUCUGCAACACCCGCAGAAAGGUCGACUGGCUCACCGACAAGCUCACUGCCCGUGACUUCACCGUCUCUGCCAUGCACGGUGACAUGGACCAGGGUCAGCGUGAUCUGAUCAUGAAGGAGUUCCGAUCCGGCUCUUCCCGUGUCCUGAUCGCCACCGAUCUUCUGGCUCGUGGUAUCGAUGUCCAGCAGGUUUCCCUGGUCAUCAACUACGAUCUCCCCGCCAACCGUGAGAACUACAUCCACCGAAUUGGUCGUGGUGGUCGUUUCGGCCGAAAGGGCGUUGCCAUCAACUUUGUCACCGCCGAGGACGUCCGCAUGAUGCGUGAGAUUGAGCAGUUCUACAGCACCCAGAUCGAGGAGAUGCCCAUGAACGUUGCCGACCUCAUCUAAGCGGGGACAACGAAAAAAAAUCCAAAAAAGCACAGUCUUCCAUAUCCGUUUUUUUCAGGCUGCGUAGCCUGCUUCACUCACGACCAGACGACGCAGGGCAGCCUGACUUCUUUGGGAGGGUUUCAUACGGAGAAAUCUUUGCGGCAGUUGUUGAUUAGAUCUCGUUUCUAGAGUACCGCCUGGGGCGGCACAUGGUUGCCGUCGGUCCGGGGGUGACUUACGGGGAGACUGAACUGGCUGCAUGACAAAAAGGCUCGAGGGUCCAUUGCGCCUUAAUACCUGGAGGCGCGGCGGGGCUACCAAAAGUAAUGCAAUGGUUGUUGACCCUGCUUUUUGUCUCUGUAUUUAGGUGUCAUUAUCAUGAUGAAUGCUUUCUCUUUUCUUUAA
Fusarium vanettenii 77-13-4 is the source of this 1820-nucleotide messenger RNA. RefSeq lists its product as uncharacterized. Lineage: Eukaryota; Fungi; Ascomycota; Sordariomycetes; Hypocreales; Nectriaceae. The transcript has 4 exons. Bases 240 to 1433 code for a protein of 397 amino acids. The record is from RefSeq and is a predicted model, not a curated record. Gene Ontology annotation, molecular function: RNA binding; ATP binding; RNA helicase activity.